CAUUGGCUCCGAGGACAUAGGACCUGUUAGCUUGGUUGGGCGACUGGCAAAUCCUUCCUUCCCGUGGGUAGACGUCUGCGGUGAGAAAUUGGUUCCGAACUCAAAGGAACCCAGCGUGGGGCGACAGCUGGGUCACGUGGCCGGCGGUCCCUAUGACGUGCUGGCUGCGGAGCGUCACUGCGACAUUUGGGCGACCUGCCGAGUGGCCAGGCUACUUCCGUCACCUGUGUGGUCGCGGUGCUGCCAUGGACCUGGGACCCAUGCGCAAGAGUUACCGCGGGGACCGAGAGGCAUUUGAGGAGACUCAUCUGACCUCCCUGGACCCAGUGAAACAGUUUGCUGCCUGGUUUGAGGAUGCUGUUCAGUGUCCUGACAUAGGGGAGGCCAACGCCAUGUGUCUGGCUACCUGUACCAGAGAUGGAAAACCCUCUGCCCGCAUGUUGCUAUUGAAGGGCUUUGGCAAAGAUGGCUUCCGUUUCUUCACCAACUUCGAGAGCCGAAAAGGAAAAGAGCUGGACUCGAAUCCCUUUGCUUCCCUUGUCUUCUACUGGGAGCCACUUAACCGUCAGGUGCGUGUGGAAGGCCCUGUGAAGAAGCUGUCCGAGGAGGAGGCUGAGUGCUACUUCCACUCCCGCCCCAAAAGCAGCCAGAUUGGGGCUGUGGUCAGCCACCAGAGUUCUGUGAUCCCUGAUCGGGAGUAUCUGAGAAAAAAAAAUGAGGAACUGGAACAGCUCUACCAGGAUCAAGAGGUACCCAAGCCAAAAUCCUGGGGUGGCUAUGUCCUGUACCCCCAGGUGAUGGAGUUCUGGCAAGGUCAAACCAACCGCCUGCAUGACCGGAUAGUCUUUCGGCGGGGCCUACCCACAGGAGAUUCCCCUUUGGGGCCCAUGACCCACCGCGGGGAGGAAGACUGGCUCUAUGAGAGACUUGCACCUUGACUCUGGCCCAGAGUGGAGCUAGGGCUAGGUGUCAAGAGAGGGUGUGGGAUUGGGACCCAGGCCCUUCUUUCUAACCUCAGCCCAUUUCCCUCCCAACCCCUUAUAUUCAGGACCCUUCAGAGCUCAUCCUCCAAGUUCUCUGUACUCAAUUGGUUCUCAGUUAGCUGGUCAAGCUGAGUGUAAUGGUGGCGUAGAGAAUCACAAAUGGAAAAUAAUUCCAUAAUUAUUUUUUUUUAGCAUGCCUGUGAUUGAUUAGGAUAGCUCCCUCUAGGGGUAGCAGCCAGUGUGACUCCCUUUCUGGUGACAUCUUGUGAGUCAUCCUGGCCAAAGCUUAGUCCCAGCAUAUGCACCUGAGCCAAUCUGGCCAAUCAGAUUGUUUGGUCAAUAAUUUGAAAUUUGAAAUGGAGAGAUCAGAACCCUGGGAGUCACUGAAGCCAAGUCAUUCAUGGCAGCCAGGAAACAAAGUAAUCAACAGCCUCUGCCUGCUGUUGUUGCAAUUCCCAGGAUCUCUCCUUCCCUGAAUACCUCCUUCCCAGGUCGGCUGUGCAGUUCCUCCCCCUGCCUUCAAACACCCCACUAUCUCUGUAAA
Molecule: messenger RNA, 1527 nt
Organism: Saimiri boliviensis boliviensis (Bolivian squirrel monkey)
Lineage: Eukaryota; Metazoa; Chordata; Mammalia; Primates; Cebidae
Gene: PNPO
Product: pyridoxamine 5'-phosphate oxidase
Biological process (GO): pyridoxal 5'-phosphate biosynthetic process; pyridoxine biosynthetic process
Molecular function (GO): pyridoxamine phosphate oxidase activity; FMN binding
Source: RefSeq, a predicted model, not a curated record